AAACCUUUUAAAUAUUUUUUUGCUUUAUUAAUUUGGGUCCCUCCCUCAGUGAAGGAAAAAUGUUCUCCAACAACACUUUAUAUACAAGUUCUUGAGCUUUGGGAAUUGAAGCUAAAAUUGUAAAACAAAAAAAUGGGAUGUUCUAAUUCAAAGUUAGGUGAGGAUGAAGCUGUUCAGAUCUGUAAAGACAGGAAACGUUUCAUCAAACAAGCAGUGGAACACAGGACAAGCUAUGCUUCUGCCCACAUAGCUUAUAUCCAGUCUCUAAGAAAGGUUUCAGAUGCUCUACGCGAAUACAUUGAAGGAGACGAGCCACACGAGUUUCCACUAGACACGUUUGUUACUCCCGUGAAGAGAAUGAGCAGCAUUGAGUUAUCUCAGAGCAAGGUAGAGUCAAAAAUGGAAGUUAAUUACUUGAUGGCUAGUGGAACCAGACCGGUUCAGGUUGAAGUAACGCCUCCAAGAUCUCCUGAGACUUACCAUGUUGAGAGCUAUGGAGCUGAUAGUUUCUUGGGGAUGAACAUGAGAUCCCCUGCGCACAACAACAGUCCUAACAUACCACCUCCUUCACCACAGAACUCUCAAUGGGACUUCUUUUGGAAUCCAUUCUCUUCAUUAGACUAUUACGGAUACAACUAUGAUAACCGGAGUGGUAUGGAGGAAGAGGUGAGGCGAGUUCGUGAGGAAGAAGGGAUUCCUGAUCUUGAAGAAGAAGAUGAUGAUGAUGAAGAAUCUCCAAGGUUUCAAGAUCAUCAUAACAUGAAAGCAAGUGAAAUGAAUCAAGAAGACAAUGUUAGUGAGGUUGAGAAUGAGAGAGACAUGGACUUCACUGUAACGCAAGAACGAGAAAGCAAUGAGGUGUCCAGAGGAGGAACCACAGGGCAUCAUCAUGUGGUUACAACAGAUGAUGCAAAAGGAGAAGAAACCACACAACAUGGCUUCACUGUGUACUUGACUCGUAGGCCGACAAGCAUGGGAGAAGUUAUUAAAGAUCUUGAAGAUCAGUUUGAGAUUAUAUGUAAUGCUGCUAAUGAAGUUUCUGGUUUAUUGGAAGCUAGUAGAUCUCACUACAUAUCUUCUAAUAGUGAACUCAGUGGCAUGAAAAUGCUGAAUCCAUUAGCUUUGUUCUCAUCAAGAUCUUCUUCCUCCUCAUCAAGAUUUUUGAUCAGCUCAAGUUCCAAGGAGAGUGGAUUUGAAAGCAGCAGUGACUUUUCAGAAGAAUCUUCUUGUAUGCUUUCAGGUAGCCAUCAAUCAACAUUGGACCGUUUAUACGCGUGGGAGAAGAAACUCUAUGAUGAAGUUAAGUCUGGAGAACGUGUAAGGAUUGCAUAUGAGAAGAAAUGUUUAGCUCUAAGGAACCAUGAUGUGAAAGGAGACAACUCUUCUGCAGUUGAUAAGACAAGAGCUACAAUGAGAGACUUACACACUCAGAUGAAUGUCUCUAUACACUCAAUAGAGUCUAUCUCAGAGAGGAUCGAGACUCUUCGUGACCAAGAACUGCUUCCUCAGCUUCUUGAGCUUCUUCAAGGAUUAGCUAGGAUGUGGAAAGUGAUGGCAGAGUGUCACCAGAUACAGAAGAGAACGUUGGACGAAGCCAAGCUAUUACUUGCUGCAACAACCAUGCUCAAAAAGAGACAACAUAGUUCAUUACCGGAGAUCAACACUCAGAGACUAGCUCGGUCUGCUUUAAACCUAGUGGCUCAGCUAAGAAACUGGAGAGUUUGCUUCCAAGCAUGGAUCACUUCCCAGAGAUCAUACGUGUUGUCUUUAACUGGAUGGUUACUCAGAUGUUUCAGAUGCGACCCUGACCCAGAGAAAGUCAGACUCUCAACUUGUCCUCAUAGGAUCUAUGAAGUGUGCAUUGGAUGGUCAAGGUUGCUCAACGGGUUGAAUGAGAAGCAUGUGGUGGAUAAACUUGAUUUCUUUGCUUGUGGGAUGGGUUCAAUCUUUGCUAGGCAGCUUAGGGAAGAAGAUCAAUCUCCGAGGAGAGAUGGUUCUGGGAGCUUGGAGCUUGUUGAAGCUGACAAGGUGGAGGAAGAGGAGGAGAAGAUGAUGAAUGCUGAGAAACUUUCUGAGAUUGCAGUUAAAGUACUCUGCCAUGGGAUGUCUGUUGCAGUGAGCUCACUUGCUGAGUUUGCAAUCAGCUCGGCUGAUGAACAUUCGAAGCUCGUUAAUCGUCCAGAGGAGACAAUAUCUAGAGAAGCAGUAUCUGGAGCAAAUGUAAACAUUUCUUAAAAUUCAUUUAUUUUCUUUGGGUUAGAAGUUUAGUAUCUUAGGUUAGUUGGGAGGAGAUGCAUCUUUUUGGUUUUAGAUGGAUAGAGAUGUACUAUUAAUAUUAUGAAUGAUUAUAGGUUCAGAAUCUAUAUGUUAAAACCAUUUAUAGUGGUGGAGGUUUGCAUGAAAUAUCUAUAGAUAGUUAGAUUUGCAUGUCCCCGGUCGAUGAUAUGUAACAAAGAGCAAAAAAAAUUAACAAAUGAUUU
Eruca vesicaria subsp. sativa (arugula) is the source of this 2480-nucleotide messenger RNA. NCBI's taxonomy places the organism in Eukaryota, Viridiplantae, Streptophyta, Magnoliopsida, Brassicales, Brassicaceae. The record is from the annotation of a GenBank genome assembly.